CAUUUGACAGAAAAUUGACAGAUUAUAUUUGACGGCAAAUUUUCAUAGCAAGGUUGCAAAAUUUAAAUCGUGAUUAAAUUCUCGCUAAUCAAACAGGAACUCGAACGAUUAGUAGUGCACUAGUAAAAAUGGCAUCAUCAAGAAUGUUAUUAAAAGUCAAAGAUGGUCUCCAUCUCGGAAAAUUUGGCGUUAGAUAUGCAAGUUAUGAAGCAACCCGAAAGAAUCUGAAAUUAACGAAAGACACUAAGGUUAUCUGUCAAGGAUUUACCGGCAAACAAGGAACUUUCCAUUCACAACAAGCCCUUGAAUAUGGUACAAAAAUAGUCGGUGGCGUUAGUCCUGGAAAAGGAGGUCGUACUCAUUUAGACUUGCCAGUUUUCAAUAGUGUCGCAGAAGCAAAACAAGCAACCGGUGCUGAUGCAACAGUCAUUUAUGUACCUCCACCCGGUGCUGCAAAAGCCAUUAUUGAAGCCAUUGAUGCUGAAAUGCCAUUAAUUGUUGCUAUCACGGAAGGUGUUCCACAACAUGACAUGGUUAAAGUUAAGAAUCGUCUCCUUAGUCAAGACAAAUCACGAUUAGUCGGUCCAAAUUGUCCAGGAAUAAUUGCACCAGAAGCUUGCAAAAUUGGCAUCAUGCCUGGUCAUAUUCAUAAGAAGGGUGUUAUUGGAGUCGUCUCACGUUCCGGUACAUUGACUUAUGAGGCUGUACAUCAAACCACAGAAGUUGGAUUGGGACAGACAUUGUGCGUCGGAAUUGGUGGUGAUCCAUUCAAUGGAACUGACUUUAUUGAUUGCUUGGAGAUCUUCCUUAGAGAUCCAGAAACUAAGGGAAUCAUCUUGAUUGGUGAAAUUGGUGGUGUUGCUGAGGAAAAGGCUGCUGAUUACUUGACAGAAUUCAACUCGGGUAUUAAGGCAAAGCCAGUAGUUUCAUUCAUUGCUGGACUUUCAGCACCACCAGGACGACGUAUGGGACAUGCUGGUGCAAUUAUUAGCGGUGGAAAAGGAGGAGCUCAAGAUAAGAUUAAUGCACUCGAAAGAGCUGGAGUCAUUGUUACUAGAAGUCCUGCACAAAUGGGCCGUGAAUUAUACAAGGAAAUGAAACGCCUUGAACUCGUUUAAACAGGUUUAAACAAACUUAUAUCCUUACAUACAUCUCAUCGUUCUAUUUCUAUUUCUAUUCUAGAAUUGAAACUUUAUACAACUUUAAAAUUCUUUUCGCUUAACUUAUUUAAAAAAAAUUUUGUUCGUCAAAAU
Messenger RNA from Chironomus riparius, 1253 nucleotides. NCBI's taxonomy places the organism in Eukaryota, Metazoa, Arthropoda, Insecta, Diptera, Chironomidae. The record is from the annotation of a GenBank genome assembly.